AGAUUAUUAGAUAGGGCAUUGGGCCCUUAUUUGAAUGAUGGGCAGAGCAAAAUCUUAACUCUAACGCUAAGUCAGUAACAAGGCAAAAUAAAUUUGCUAAUUUAACACUAGUAAGACCAUAAGACCAACACUGAUGAGGAAGUUAAUUUACCAUUCAAUUGUUAUAGCUCAUGCAUGGCAACUUUGCUUUUUGAUAGACAUUGGACUUUCUGCCUUAAAUUAGGGCCCAGUGUGUUAUAUCCAUGUCAUAAUCAUCUCUGUACAACUGAAAGAAAUGUCCUGAUCAUAUGAAGGAUUUUACUACUUUCAUUAGUCAGAAAGCCUGAAAUGUUUCCAGGACCCAUUAAACUGACAUUGAUGACCCUUGUGUUACACCUUGAAAGUUGAACUAACUUCACUAAUACUACUAAAAGCUGCUUGCAGGUGGUCUGGGUCAUUUUGACACAGGUUACCAUAGUGUCAUUAUGAUGUCACAAGGCAACAAUAUAUGUCAUGUCAGAAGCUUGCAUUUGAAACUACUUUAUAAGCUCAUUUUACCAAAGUAAAAGUGACAAGAGGACACAGAAAUCUCUCUCUCUGAAUAUUUCUGGAAUUUAACUUCUUCUCCUCCUCAGACCUUAAGAUGACUCGCACACGAGUCCAUCCUGAGCCCCCUGAUGAAGGAAGCAGCCCCGAACCGAGAUGGACACCUGUGGUGGAGAGAACCCAAUCGGACAACCGUCUUCUCGGUAUCUUCAAAAGCAGCUUUCUUGGAGCAAUGGGAACGCAUCGGAGGAGUGAACAACAAAUUAGAACACAUAACGGCAGUACAUCCUCAUCUUCCCCUAGUUCUAUUCUUGAGCCAGUGUGGGAGCUGUGCCCUACAACGAGAGCUCUACCUCGACCCGCUCCACCUACGCAGCCCAGGUUGGCUUUUGCCGUGAAGGUGGCUGGCACCAACACACAAAAUGUGACAUGUGGAUGCCAAGCAGGAGUUCCGCUCCAGCCACAGCUUGCGCAGAUAUUCCCUGGACCGUCAGCCCACUGCUCAAAUCCAUGCCCGGUGAUCAUCCCGUUCCCAGUUGUGCCAUGUCAUCACAGGGCAUCCCGCGCUGGAAUGCUAGGAGAGAUGGAGGACAAAGAGAACAAACUCAAGAAAGAGAGCCAAGCAGGAGUGAAGGACAGAGACAAGAAGACGGCCGAUGCUGCUGCUCACCUGUUACAACGAGGCUCAGAGCGCACGUCACACAGGUGUUCCUCGGCACAAAAACCUAAAAAGAAUUCCAAGAUGAGCAAAGGAAAAGAUGUUGCUGCUCAACCUCUGUCCAGUGGUUGGAAGCGCACAUCAAAGGCUCCUCUUCCUCAUAACCAUGUCACUCAGUCAAGUGAACAGGUCACAUGUCACACGUGGAACAACACUGUCCCAUCCUGCCAGUUAUCACCACAAAGCAGACAGGAGAAGCUGCCCCCCUCCAAAAACACUCUGGCAAAGGACUUGCCAUUGUCGCAUGGAGGCCAGUCAGGCUCUGACUCUCUCAUCUUAAACUGCUCCUCUAUCCAAGGCAAGUGUGCAUGCCCCCACCAGUUCAUGUCUGUUGCAGACAUACGUUUCAGAGACCCGUCGCAUGAACCACCCCCCACCUUGAUUUGUGCGUCCGCUCUUAAACCUGUGGCCAGGAGGAAUGGAACACAGUCACCACCAGUCAGAGCAGCGAUGGAUAAUAAUGUGGAGAGUGAAGGGGAGGAGAGUGACAGUGAGGACAGCAGCAGUGAUGAUGAGGAAGAUACAGCCAAACUACCUCCAAGUGACACCAACAGUCACGCUGUUCCCAAACCAUCCCACAUCACUGGGAACAUGGACGACCAGCGCCUCACGUAUUUACAGAAUAUGGUACUGACCACUGAGAGGAAACUGGAACUGGUGAGAGAACAUAAGAAAGAUGCAAAGGCAUCUUACAAAAAAAACACAGACCAGCUGGGAGUGAGGUGGAGAGUCUUCCAACAAAGAAAGAAGUUCCUAGCGCCAGACCUGAAAAGAUGGAUAAAGGAAGAGCUGAGAGGGCAAUACAAUGUCAUGUAUAAGGACUGGAAGAGGCUCAAACAACAGCUGAAAGAAGAGAAAGCUGAUCUGAGAGAACGCUUGUACAUGUACAAAAAGGACCUGAAAGAGGAAGAAAAGAAGGAAGAACAGAGGCAGAGGGCUCUCGAGAAAAAACGGCGGGAAAAAGCAAAGGAAGAAAAACUCCAGCAGAAAAAGUUACAAAGGGAAGAGGAGAAAAAGCGUCAGAGGAGGCUCGCGCAGGAGAAAGAAGAGAAAAAAGCAGAGAUUGCGAGAGCACGUAUGGAAGAGAAAAGGAAGGAGCAACUGCAGAAGGAGGAAGAGAAGAAGUUAAAGAAACAGCGUGAAUUUGAAGAGAGUUUGCACAAAAAGAACAGGAGAAUGACAGAUAGAAUGAGCAGAUAUGACAGAAUGUGCUCCUGGAUAAGAAGACAUAAUCCGCUGUGACUGUCUUCGCCCUAGAAGGCAGACGCAGGGACAAAGCGGCAAAUGAGGGUAGACCUGUACUGGCAGCCGUGGGAAAAGGAAAGGGGGGACUCUUUGGAAAGGAAAUAGAGGAAGGAGAAGAAGCCGCGCAAAGUUGGGGUGCUGCACAAGCAGCAGGUCCUAAAGACUACCACAAAAAAAAAAAAAAAUGUAUAGGACAUAAUGCUUUUGACUGUCGUGCUUAGUGGUGCGAUAAAAAGGCAAAGAGAAGCAACACAAGGGAGUUUCCAGGGGGAGGAGAGAGGGCAGGGCAUCUUCACAGUAAUGGCUGCCAUCAAGAGAGACAAGAACAGCUGUCAUCGAAACUCCUAUAAUGUGGUUUGUAUGAGAAGUGUCGGUACAGUGUAACCAAGGUAAGCAAGAUGCAGGGCCUAUACUACAUUUAGUUUAAUCUGAAGCAGCCAUCUGAACAGGGAAUAAUAUAACAUUUGUAUCACCUGGGGCAACAUCAUAACCAACAAGAUUACGUUCCUAUAAUGCCAAUCAGAAGCCAGACUGUGACUAACAUGAUGACUAUGCUAAUCAUUUGGCUUCUGUCUGAAAAACAAAACACUACACAAAGAAGACUUUUAAAGGUACCUUGCAUUCUCUCCGUGUAGGUUCACUCGAUAUGUGUCCCGACCACACAAACAUGAGUAUCAUACAACAUGGCAUGGCAGCCAGGGAGAGAUUGCAGUGGAGGCAGAUCCCUCAGCCCCAGCGGGAACUCUCUCAACUAAAAGCUCCUCUCGAACAUCUCUCCAUCCAUCUGCUGUCCCAGCACCAGCCCAAGGAGGAUGGGUUCCCCCAAAAGCCUGGGUCCUCCCAAGGUUUCUUCCAGCUGGGAGUUUUUCCUUGCCUCUGUCGCCUAUGGCUUGCUUUUGGGGGCAUGAGGACAGCGUUCCUUUCUAUUCUUAUAGAAGAACAUAAUUGUAAUAAAAGAAAAAUAUUCAAAAACUUU
Molecule: messenger RNA, 3464 nt
Organism: Alosa sapidissima (American shad)
Lineage: Eukaryota; Metazoa; Chordata; Actinopteri; Clupeiformes; Clupeidae
Product: inner centromere protein-like
Exons: 6
Coding region: 623-2485 (620 amino acids)
Source: RefSeq, a predicted model, not a curated record